Messenger RNA from Cygnus olor (mute swan), 4932 nucleotides. It is a transcript of the gene GOSR1, whose product is annotated as golgi SNAP receptor complex member 1. The record is from RefSeq and is a predicted model, not a curated record. Lineage: Eukaryota; Metazoa; Chordata; Aves; Anseriformes; Anatidae. Gene Ontology annotation, cellular component: Golgi membrane; SNARE complex; Golgi medial cisterna. The coding region runs from base 95 to 841 and encodes 248 amino acids. Gene Ontology annotation, molecular function: SNAP receptor activity. Gene Ontology annotation, biological process: endoplasmic reticulum to Golgi vesicle-mediated transport; vesicle fusion. The transcript has 9 exons.
GCUGCAGCGGGCGGCCCUCCCGCCUCGCCCCGCCGCGCUCCGCCGCUCUGUGCCGGCCGUCUCGGCGGGCCGCGGCUGACGUCGGACAACAAAGAUGGCGGCGGGGAGCAGCAACUACUGGGAAGAUCUGCGGAAGCAGGCGAGGCAGCUGGAGAACGAGCUGGACCUGAAGCUGGUCUCCUUCAGCAAGCUCUGCACCAGCUACAGCGGCGGCCGGGACGGGCGGCGCGACAGGUAUAGCUCUGACACCACUCCUCUCUUAAAUGGGUCAAGCCAGGACAGAAUGUUUGAGACCAUGGCUGUGGAGAUUGAACAGCUUCUGGGAAAGCUUACUGGAAUAAAUGACAAAAUGGCAGAAUACACAAACAGCGCAGGAGUCCCAUCCCUGAAUGCUGCACUAAUGCAUACGUUACAGCGUCACAGAGACAUAUUACAGGAUUACACUCAUGAAUUCCACAAAACCAAAGCGAACUUUUUGGCGAUACGAGAAAGGGAAAAUCUGUUGGGAUCAGUACGAAAAGAUAUUGAAUCAUAUAAAAGUGGCUCUGGUGUGAAUAACAGAAGAACAGAACUAUUCCUGAAAGAACACGAGCACCUUCGAAACUCAGAUCGGCUGAUAGAAGAAACAAUAAGCAUCGCCAUGGCAACUAAAGAAAAUAUGACUUCGCAGAGAGGGAUGUUGAAGUCAAUACAAAGCAAGAUGAAUACCUUGGCUAAUCGGUUUCCAGCAGUGAACAGCCUGAUUCAGAGGAUCAACCUUCGGAAACGACGAGAUUCUUUCAUCUUGGGUGGCGUCAUUGGCAUCUGUACCAUCCUACUGCUGCUCUAUGCUUUUCAUUGAUGGAUGUGCCCCCGUGGACUCUGCUAAACUCAUCACCACCAUCCCUCCCCUCCAGUCAAGGAAAAGUGAGUGGGGGAAGAGACAGACUUGGAACAGCCUGCUCUUUGUGGCUGGGAGUAUCAGCAUGAUGUCUAAAGUUUAGGAUGGUAGACUGCGACACUGGUUUUGGGUUGAAGCUGCAGUGUUUCUCCUUCCCUGCCAUACAUCUUCCUUUGGUUAAAUUAGAUGGUCUUUUCUUUUUUUUUUUUUCUUUAAUUCCCUGUUUCACCGCAAGGUAAGUAAACAUGGGACUCUUAACAAAACCAGUGGAACAGCUGCUGUGCUCAGUGGCGCUGGGGAGGUCUGUUGUUGGCUGGUAGGUGGAAAAAGAGUGUUAGGCAUCCCUGGGCUGGAAGCUGCAGGAAGCCUGCUUCCCCACUAGGCCAAGCGCAGUACUGAACACUUUUGUCCUAUGAGAAGAAUAUUGCAGCUUUAAGCCAUCAGGUUGCUCUGCUACUAAAUACAUGUUCUGUAAUUCUUUUUAACUCAUGGCUGAGAUACUAGUUAUUUCUGCGUUAUUUGUGCUGUGAAAACUGUGCUUCACGCAAAUUCCUCAAAGAAAAAAAAGGAUUGUUCAGUUCACUUUUUGCACAGAAUAUGAAUAAACCACCCUCUGAGGAACAUUUAUAGUUUUUUUUUUUUGUGGCUUUAAAGGGACUAACAAGUCCCCUUUUGUAAAAAGGGAGCACAGUGUCCUAGCAGCUGUUUACCAUAGUGUUCAGUCAUCUGAAACGUGACCAAACAUGAGUUCACCUGAAAGCAGACUUUUGGGUGUAAAUACUUGGAUUUUGGAUGACAUCAUAAAGGUCUUUAUAAAGACAUGAUUGAAAAGCCUAUAUUGUAAUUUACAUAAAGUUAUUCUAAUAGCAUUAAUAUUUUUACACUGUAAGUAGGAUAUAAUCUAAACUGUCAAUUGGAAAUUAAAAUUAUGAUGGUUAUAGCUGAGGCAAAUGUAUCUAAGUGCAAAAGUUUGGGACAUGCCUCCUCAUAGUAAAGAGCUGAAUGUAUGAAUAGUGAACCAAGUUUCAUUUACCAUUAUCUGGGGGGAAGUUUUUUUUUUCUUGUCCAGACAUGGAACAUGAACCCUGUUGCGUUUGUGUCAAUAAACAAAACCGAUGUCAGGAAUGGCUUUGAUAUUGCAGAUUCACGAGUUAUGGAUUAUUUCUGCUCUCUCAAUGGCUCUUUUUCCAUCUGUCAUAUCGUAACCCACUAAAUAGAAACUGAGGCACUGAAAUCUCUUUCUAAGAACUUGAUCAACUCUUUUUGCAGUGAAUUUACAGUGCUUCUAACUGGUUUCAUGUAUGCCAUUACCCACAAAUGCCAGGUAGUCUCCGGGUUCUCUUCUGGGACGGAGUCUAGCGGGACAGUCGCAGUAUUUUUACUGCUUUUUAUAGUGUCUGUGAAGUACCUGUUGGAGGGAAUAGAGACUUGUGCCUGUCUAGUGUGCAAAACCACAGUGUUGCGCCUAAAAUGUUUGUAUGGAUUUGAAGGCUUAUUUGCAGAAUAGUAACUUUGUGCUAUAAAGUCUGCAAGGACUUCUAAUCAGUCAUCUUGUCAUUUGGGAUUCAAAAGCGUUUGAAAUGAAUACAUGUAAAACGGUGGGGCUUGUAUUUUAAAUAAAGGGUGAUAUAUUUGGAUGAUCUGGGAAUGUUCCUGGUUUGAAAUAAAGUGUUCAUUAAAGGGGUUUAUGGAAAACCUUGAUGGAUAAAGGAAGUUUUAUUAAUGAAUCUGUGUGUUGGGAGAUCAAACUUCAUUUCCCCCAAUGCUUUUUCUUUGAUUCCACCCCCACAGGACCCUGAUCAGCAGUUGUCCUUCUGUUUAGGAUUUGUAGGAUUUGAUCGCUAUAUAGUUGGCAGUAUAAGAUCUGCAGUAUCGUAAAUAAAUUCAUUUACUUAAUCUGAAAACCAGUCUUUUUUACUGGACUUAAUUGAUUAUUUGGUGCAUAUAUUUAAUCUUAUUGUGUGAUAAAGCUGCUAUGGAAAAUGUGUAGAUUAUAAUAAAUAUGUAAACAUGAUUGAUUUUUCAUGUCAUGAAGAUGUUAUGGAGGAACUGAUAUAUUUUAGUACAAAAUAAUAGAAAUAUGCUGAAUUAUCUCUGAUAAAGCUUUACUGGAAGUGGUUUCAGUAUUUACAACCCCUCUAUGACUUUUAUUUAUGUUGGUUUUGCAUUGGAAAAUACAUUUUAUUAAUCUUGUAAUCUCCCUUUCAUUAUCUUCUCCUCUAGCUAUGUGAGCAGGCAUUUUGCAUUGCUCUCUGAAGUGAUGUGCUUGCAUAUAGCCAAAGGGGAAGGACUUGCUAAUUCUCCUGAAUAAUUCUCCUGAAUGUCUCUGAUAACAUGAACCUGUAGGUGGGACAAUGGACUGUUAAAAGGAAAACAGAGGGUUGUACAUUUAAUCUCAAAUUCCAAAAUACAGGUUUGUGUGUCUCCUGUUGCUAGAUAUGUUCUCUAAGUUUUUUUCUUCAGUAUAGUUCCUCUUGCUCUAAGGAAGAAAAAGUCCUUAAAGAAUUCUCAUUUCUGCAGUUCCUGGCAAAGUUGCAAUUUUGAAACUCAUCCAAGCAGAAUUGUGCUGAGAAAAUUGUUAGUAAGCCAUAGAAAUGAAGUGAGUAAAUGGGAUAAACAUUUCUGCAGGGCACAUAGUUUCCUUCCCCUCUCCUUUUUAAAUUUCUUCUUUAUUCUUGCCAGUACACAAGCACCAACUUUAAACCUGUCCACCAACCCCUUGGGUAAGCAUUAGAACACAAGGGAUCCUUUUCAUCCCCCAAAUGGACACAAAUAUUUUUAGGCUUUUUUUUUUUUUUUUUUUCAAAAAAAAUCGUGUUUCUCUGAUCUUCAUGCUCCAGUUGCUUGAGCAGAGGGGGCACGGGGGCAGCACCAGGUGUUGCACAUUCAAGUGGUGAGCUUUUGUGUGGCUACAACCAAGAGCACAGCUGAAGCUUAUCCUUGCCCCUCCCUGGAGGGUGUGCAAGCAAGGCUGGAGGUGGAGGCAGGGCUUUGCCAGCCUGGAAGGGACCUGGGACCAAGCAAGGUGGUGCUUCUCCUAGGGUGAGUUUGCCCUUCCUUGGGGAGGCACAUUUUUAUAAAUCAAUUCUGAGUUCGUCAGCUUUUGGAUAUCAAGGUGUGCUAUAAAUUCGUACUGGAUUCAUCACACUAAUCAACUAGACUUUUUUGCUUGUAGCUUUUAAAGUCAUUUCUUUUGGAAGGCCUUAAGAUCACUGUGAGAAGAAAGAGGCAGUUCCUUACUGGGUAUCGAAAAUGAAUGAGCAAAAGUAGGAGUUUUUUUAGGUGAUGUGAAAGUUUCAGAUAAGUUUGUCAACUGCUUGUCCUCAAGGUCUGCACUCUCAGAGGAACUGUGUUCCUGAAGCUCCCCCCCAAACUGCUAUGCAGGGGGUGGAGGCUGGUCUGCCACUUCUGGUUGUGAAACUCAAUCAGGAUUGUUUUAGUUCCCUAAACCUAGCAGCUUGUUUCCCAAGAUCACUUAAUGCAUGAUCUUUUCUUAGGUUUUUUCCCCAAAACUUUCAUUUGAAACAGGAAGAAGUAACAGCUAUACCACUUUUGAAGGAUGAAAUAAUUCUUAAACUCCUAAUAACAGUACUAGAUUAUGCAAUCCUUCAGAGCAGUGGUCCUAUUUAGCAAUGUCAAAGGAGUCUACAAUGCAAGACAAAAGACAUACUGAGACAAAACUGAGCCAUAUUCCAGGUGAAAUCCUCUUGGUGCCCGUUAUCUGAUGUGCUGAUUGGAUAUUUGAAACCAGUGUGAUGCUUUCAGCUCUGAAUAUGUAAGUGGUUGUUGGUGUGUCUGCUACAGAGUGAGGAAGGCAGUUGAAAUCAACACUCAAGAUAACAAAAAACGCACACAACUUUCUCGCAAAACAUCCCAAUGCAGACUUUUGUAAAUUAGUUUCUGAUCACACUUUCUGAUUUUUUUCUGUUUUUCAUAUAGCUACUUGAAACUUACUUUAUUGUAUCUGUAAUUAUUUUUUUCACCUAUUGUGCAUUCUCUGUAUAUAUUUAAAAAGCUUUGAUAUGUAAUUUAAUAAUAAAUUAGAAUUCUAA